GAGGCCGGCCAGGGCGCGUAGGGGGCGGGCAACGGCAAAAUGGCGGCCUCCGGCUGGGCGCGCUCGGCCGCGGUGCUCCUCUGUGCAUCCAGCCUGCUGGUGCUCCUGCCGCCGCCGAGGGCCUACGCCUCCGAGGGCCCGGCCCGCACGCCCGGCGAGGCCGCCGCACCCGCCCGCAAGAAGAAGGACAUCCGCGACUACAACGAUGCGGACAUGGCGCGGCUGCUGGAACAGUGGGAGAAGGAUGAUGACAUAGAAGAAGGCGAUCUCCCAGAGCACAAGAGACCCUCGGCCCCCAUCGACUUCUCGCAGAUAGACCCGGGCAAGCCCGAGAGCAUCCUGAGAAUGACCAAGAAGGGGAAGACGCUCAUGAUGUUCGCCACCGUGUCGGGGAGCCCCACAGAGAAGGAGACGGAGGAGAUCACCAGCCUGUGGCAGGGCAGCCUCUUCAACGCCAACUAUGACGUGCAGAGGUUCAUCGUGGGGUCAGACCGCGCCAUCUUCAUGCUGCGUGACGGGGGCUAUGCCUGGGAGAUCAAGGACUUCCUGGUCAGUCAAGACAGAUGCGCCGACGUCACUCUGGAGGGACAGGUGUACCCCGGCAAAGGAGGAGGAGGCCAAGAGAAGAAUAAAACGAAGCAGGAGAAGGGCAGGAAGAAGGAGGGGGACCCCGAAGCUCGGGCUUCCAAGGAGGACAACCGAGCCAGGAGUGAAAGAGAAGACCUGUAGUGGGGCAGCCGGCCAGGGGUGUGGGGGGGCGGGCACCUGCGCACCCGUGGGAUCCUGCCCAGUUUGUGGUCAGUGUAAGUACAUCACGGUUUAAAAGCCUUGACAUAAGGCAGGUUUGUCACUAACAUUGAACAUGGACAAAUGGGAGUUCACUAUAAAAUCACGUCCGGUGGUCACCUGGACGUGUCACUUUCCCCAUGACACCUGGGGUCCCGGACACUCCCGUGGCCCCGCUGUGCCCGCUCUGUGCCAGUGGCCCGCCGUGCCGUCUGUUAGCCGAAGGGCACCAGGUUCUAGUCAAACUCCUGAGACUCUCGACUUAACGAAUCGGCUCUUUGUGUCGCAAACAUCAUUCUCAUGGGUGUGAACGCAAAAUGUGCCACGGGGACUCUAGCACCGAAAUACCCAGUCGACGCCAGGGUGUGUAAAUCCCGAACCUAUGCAGAAAUAAUGUGACUUGGAAAUCCUUAGUUUUACUUUGAAUUUCUUUGACUUGAAUCCCUCUUGCCAAAGAGGACUCGGUGUCAGUCAGGUUUUAUGUGGUCUGUGAAGUCCAGGGGUUCCGUUGUGUGUCCUUAUUUAGGAAACGGUAAUGCUGGUGUUGGGGUCCAUGUUUUCCUUUGAUGUGAUGGUUUUGAAGGGUGUGGGUUGGGAGUUGGCAGAGUCCUCCGCAGCGUGGCAUAGGACUGGGAGCCUCGUGUGCUUGUGAACACCUUUGAUAAAGUGCCUGAACCAGU
Molecule: messenger RNA, 1466 nt
Organism: Manis pentadactyla (Chinese pangolin)
Lineage: Eukaryota; Metazoa; Chordata; Mammalia; Pholidota; Manidae
Gene: MESD
Product: mesoderm development LRP chaperone
Exons: 3
Coding region: 40-729 (229 amino acids)
Biological process (GO): protein folding
Molecular function (GO): low-density lipoprotein particle receptor binding
Source: RefSeq, a predicted model, not a curated record